Messenger RNA from Cydia strobilella, 1427 nucleotides. RefSeq lists its product as uncharacterized. Lineage: Eukaryota; Metazoa; Arthropoda; Insecta; Lepidoptera; Tortricidae. The coding region runs from base 132 to 1427 and encodes 431 amino acids. The transcript has 7 exons. The record is from RefSeq and is a predicted model, not a curated record.
CGCUGUUGUAACACAAUUUAAAAUACCCGUCCCGUAAUUGCAUGGAAGAUUCUUACAAGAUUCCAGUUUCAAAUGCAAGCUAAUUUUAUUAAAUUAAUGAGUGUGUUGUCGUCAGUUGUGCAGGGUUAGCAAUGGCGAGAGGUCGACUUGCUUGUGUGUUUGCGCUGAGUCUUCUGGGGAACGCUUUAUGCGUUCCUGUGGACGUGCCAAGACAUAGGAGAGAAUACAAUGACAAUGAGCUGGAUUCUAAUGAAACUUCGCGGAGUGAUUUGUUGAACACAGAUCACUCAGUAGAUGAGGCUUCAGUUGCGCCCAUCAACCCGGCGGCCACCCUCCCACCAGUCACCAACACCUAUGAAGACAAACGGAAAGAGUUCCAAGCAGCAAACUCCCUCGAUGACGAUGAUGAUGAUUUCCCCGAGAUGCAGACCGCGUCGACAGGAGGCGGUGGCAGCAACAUCAUCAGUUUGUUGAACUUGGUGAAUGGGCUGUUCCCGUCAUCUGGAGGCGCUAACUUUCAGAGAAUACUUCGCAAUAUGCUUCGAGAGUAUAUAAGACGUUACCCACAACCACUGCUCCUACCUCAAAACAAAUUGAUACGAAGAGAAGGAAUCUUUGAUAAUGAAAUUGACAUUGACGACACGUUCGACUUGAGACCACCUCCUUUCCAAAGGCAAGAAAGCGAUGAGAACGGUUCCAAAAGCGAUAGCAGUGUAUCAGAAACGAAGGAGUCAGAUGAAAGUAAGAAAAGUCAAGAGGAAUCUGACGAACAUGAUUCUGAGGAAAGCAGUGAAUCUGACGAAAAUGAUGGUGGAGAAAGUUUAGAAGACGAUGACGAUGAUAAUAAUGGGGACAAUAAUGCCUCUCAGCAAGACGAGGAUUCUAAGCCGGCGUCAGAUGUAAAUGGAGAUGAUAGUAAUGGCGAUAACGAUUCUGAUUAUGAUGACGAUGAGCCGCCGGGAGGCGGGGAUGGGCAAGGCGGCGGUAUUUUGGGAAUACUGGCUGGGUUGAGCGGCGAUAACGGCGAGUCAGAUCUGGGAUCUUUACUGGCGACAGUCAGUGGUAUUGUGGUGAAUCUCAGUGGCGACGGUAUAGAUCUGAACAGUCUCAUCGCGUCCGGGAUAGGAUUGUUCGUGGGCCUGUUAUCAGAGGGCGAAGAGAACCCGGGCACUAUAAUAGCGCAGUAUCUUUUGACGUCUCUGGAGACUAUCACUGGAGGUGGCGCGCAAAAUAACGGAGCAUUCUUUGGAAAAUUCUUAUCUAAACUAAUAAGCGGAACUAGUGCGGGCGAGGCCCCCGAGGGCGCCUCAGACGAGAGCGGAGAGCAGCAGGGCCCGAAAGACUCCGCCGGGUUCAUAGCAAGCCUGCUCAUGGGGCUCUCAGCAGACAUGUCUAAAACCAGCUCGGUUGGAAGCUCUAAAUGGUGA